UGAUGGAAGAGAGAAGUGAGUGAAGAAAGCCAAAGUGUUCUGAAGCGGAGCGACAGGAAAGAGUAGAGGGGAUCAGUGGAUUCUCUCUACCUCUAACACAAUCACAGGUUCUGGGUCUCGAUUGAUCUUUUGAAUUGGGUUACCAUGUGUUCUUCGAGACCUGUCCCUCCGCUUGAAUUCCGUUGCACUGACGAAGAGGUUGUAGAGCAUUUGGAAAGAAUAGUCUCUGGGGCUCCCCUUCCGGUCAAUGUGAUUCCGGAGAUGAACCCUUACGAAGUUGAGCCCUGGAAAUUGCCUGCUUACGAGAAACAUGUUGCAGAUAAAAUUUGGUGCUUCUUCAAUUCAAAGGACCCUAAAGCUACAGGAACUGGAUAUUGGAAAGCCACAGAGGAGAGUCGCAGAAUUCCAAAAAAUUCUACCACUACUGGUUGCAAAACUACUCUGGAAUUUUACAUAGACAAGGCUCCUUAUGGAACUAAAACUGAUUGGAUGAUGUAUGAAUACAAGAUUUAUUGGAAUGUGUUCUCUGAAAAUUAUGAAAUACAGGAUUCCAGUUCACUGUGUAGGGUCUUUCGCAAUAGCAUCCAAAGUCCAGAUCAUGAAGAUCGCCACAGUCGUGCAGCUGCAGAUGAUGCUAAUGGAGACUAUAUUCAUCCAGAAUCAUCAAUCAGGGUGAACGCUGAAGAAAAUUGUCUCAGUGCACAAGAUGGCUCGAGCAGGUCCCAGGUCAUCCAUGGUAUUGAUGAGAAUGGACCAACAGCUGUAUCCGAAAAGAAUCUGCCAGACCAGAGACUUGAUAAUCCUGUGCAGGACCUGGAUGAAAACUAUGAUUUCUCAAGAGAAGACUACUUGGAAUUACUUGAUCUUGUUAAUCCUGAAUCGCCUUCUUCCAGUUCUGAAAACUCGAGUUGCUUGACCAUGUCAUCAGAUGAAUACUUUGAUUCUUUGGCAUUGUUGCGGGAGUUAGAGGGAGGGAAAGUCGAAAAUACACAGAUGAAUCAGACAAAUUCUAAUUUCAGUGUCUCUACAUCUCACAGCCCAAAUCUGAUGGUUUUCAAGCCAACCUCUUCUGGUUCAGCAGUACAGCAGCAUGUCCUCAACAGCAAGAUGGAAAAACAUGUUGCAGAUCAAGGCCCCUCUACAAGCUCACCAAAUGAAGUGGCAUCAUCACAUGGUCUUCCAGCCGUUUCAGAUGGAAAAAGAAAGGCUGUUAGUAGGAUGACAAAGCUUAGGAAGAAGUAUUGGUGCUUCAUUCCAUUCUAGAUUUCUUAUGUGUGUUUAUAUAUGUAUAAGUUAACAAAAGUCUGAUAGAUCACGUUGUUUAGUUUGUAUAAGGAAAA
Molecule: messenger RNA, 1340 nt
Organism: Telopea speciosissima
Lineage: Eukaryota; Viridiplantae; Streptophyta; Magnoliopsida; Proteales; Proteaceae
Product: NAC domain-containing protein 72-like
Exons: 7
Coding region: 145-1263 (372 amino acids)
Biological process (GO): regulation of DNA-templated transcription
Molecular function (GO): DNA binding
Source: RefSeq, a predicted model, not a curated record